UAUAAGAAACUUUGUAUUAAAGCAUUUUCUCCGCAAGGUUACAAAGUCCCAACGAAUAAUUUUUUAUCUACAUAUUAUAAAGGAUGGACAUUUCAAAUCAUAUAUAACGACGAAGAAGAUUUUAUAAAAUUAUUAAUUAUACUUUACCUUUCUGCAGUUGUACUAAUGUAUGACGUAUAAUUUUUUUUUUUGAAGACUAUUUAACUUUUUAAAUUUGUAAAAACUGGAUACGAAGAUCAGUUUCUGCAUAAAGACGGUUUUGGUAAAUAGAUUUUUUUUUAUUUUAUUUUGAGUAUUGUAGUGCUCCCAAAAUGAGCUAAAGGAAUUGAUGGAUGGAAUAUGACAAGGCCUAGAAAAAUUAGGAAUGAUUGAAUAAGAACCAGGAGGCAAAAGUUAAGUAUUUUGAUAUAAAAAAUAUCCCUCAAUGGCAUCAAUAGAUAAUAAAAUAUCAUUAUUGCAUGUGUAUUAGUGCAUUAUAACAUAACACUAUGCCUCUUACAUAAUAGCUCAUACAAUCAUGCAGCUCUUAGAUUCCUCUUUUUAAAGAGAGGAAAGACGUAUUUAUUAUAAUAUUAUAAAAAUUAAAUACUCUUAUAAAUUCUUUUAAAUUACACUUUAAAAUUUAAAUAUACCUAAUAAUAAUUCGAUAACAGUCCAUUAUAUGCACACAUCCGCUUAUGUUAUCUCCUUGGCUUUUAAUUUAUAAACAAUGCAUAGACAAUUUGUGUUGGUGAAACAGGACUAAUAGGUACAAAUAUUAUAAGUGCUCGGAGUACUUAAUUAGUUUUCAUAUAUUAAGAUGACUUGACCUGUUAUCAAAAUUAAAGGUAAGAAUAUUAUCAAAGUCAUCUCGUAAGCGUUUUAUGAUAUUUUUUUAUCUUAAACUGAAUUAUAACUAGGUUUGUGAAUAAUAGAUAUUCGUCAUCAUAAUAUAGCUUUACAAUUCUAUAAGACUUUUAGUCACAACCAGUUUUUUCUGUAUACUUAUAUUAUUACAUAUCAAAUUUAGGUUUGCAAGAUAUUCUAUCAAGUUCAAGUGAGCAAAAAAAAAUUUUUGGGAGGAUGAUAUUAUAUACUAAAAAAGUAAAACAUAUGGGAAGGUAUUAAGUUAUUAAACAUGUCAUUCCUCUAUACAUGUAAAUUGGUUUUAAUUAAAUCUAACAUGAUAAAUUUAAUAAAAAUCGAACUUUUUUAUUAACUACUAGAACAAAUAAUUCAUGUUUUUAUUUCCUGCUUAAGAUUCGUACUCUUUUUGUUUUACCAAGGUCAGUAACCUGUUUCAAAGAAUAUUUCUAUUAAAGUUAUAAGUUGUAACAAAUAUACAAUAUACAAUAUACAUACAUAUAUAUUAAAUUAAUACGAUGAUUAUACUUAACGGUAUUAUCCGUACUUAAUGUAUAUAAUUCUAAAAUAUUCAAUUAAGAUAAAAAUAUAAAAUAAUGACCUUGCUAAAAGGAUUGUUAGGUGACGGGUAUCUAAAAUAACCAGAAGUAUGUCUAGCUAUAUGGCAUAAAAUUGUAAAUUGUAAUAAUUAGUUAUAACUCAUAACACAUACCAUCAUACUUUAAUUUUAAUAAUUUAAUAUGACCUCAUAUAUACUAACAUAUGCUUAUAAAGUUAUAAGUUAUAACUGACACUUAUAUCAUAUGCUGCAUAGUGUAUAUCCGAGUAUAUAAUUUAUUAUAUUAUAAUACCUAUAUUGUGUAUUAUGCGUCAUACACCUACACCUGAUAACAUAUAAGUAUAGGUAGGUAAUACAUACUCCAGAAAUGUUAAAAUCUCCAAACCACGGUCCGUCGAUGAUUUUAAUUUUUGUUAUUUCAUGUGCUCAAUAUUUCAAGGUAGGUACCUAUAAAAUUUUUUUAAUAAAACAAUAAUAUGAUCCGCGGAUUCGUGUCUUCCCCGUCGGUGGUGGUGUGCAUACUCGUGCUGACCGUCUCCACCGGCGUACAUCACACGAGUGCAGAGUGCUGGGACACGGGCUGUCAACUGGACUCGUGGCUGGUUAAGGGCUGCGAGCAGUACGACGGUAUGACGGAGAUAAAGCGCAAGCCGUGUGGCCGCGGCGGUAAGGGCGCGGGCCACGUGUAUUCCUGCUGUUACCAGCGGAAUUCGAUCGAUCCUUCUCAGCGGUUGUGCCGGGCCACAGGAUGCGUAUUGGAUUCAGCAGGAUCGGACGAUCGCAAUGCUACAGCAAGUAAUGGCAGCGGUGGUUGCAGCAGCUCGUCGCAGUACCGGAACACGAUCGAGGUGGAACGGUGGCCGUGCGACGGGGGCCACGUGUACUUUUGCUGCAACAGCACGAACGAUCCCUCGGACGCGGUGCAACUGAACAAAAUCGGGGACCUCACCUACUAUAGUUUGGGAUUGACGGCGUGCGGUCAAGUUUACGCCGACGACGACAUGGUUGCGGCGAUAGCGUUCGAUCAUUUUACCACUCCGAAUCCCAAUUUGGAUCCCGUGUGCGGCAGACGUGCAAAAAUAAUCGAUCCAACUACGUUGAAAUCCAUCGUAGUGACCGUGAGAGACAAAUGCGAAGCCUGCAAGACAAAUGAUAUCGACGUGUCUCCUUCUGCGUUUGAAAAACUUAAACCGAAAAUUGUUGGUAGAAUCAAAGUGGUUUGGGAUUUUAUUUGAUGUUUACUAUAUUGUACCUGUAUAAUAAUAUGAUGUACUCGUACAAAACAAUAUCUGAUAGUAUUAAUUUAUAGAUUGUAUAGUUUUCUAUAAACUAUAAACAAUAUUAUACCUAUGAAAUUGUUUGUUAAUAUUAUAUCAAUAAUAAUGUACCUAUAGGUAAUAAUUAAUAAGCACUGUGGCGUG
Aphis gossypii (cotton aphid) is the source of this 2823-nucleotide messenger RNA. RefSeq lists its product as uncharacterized. The transcript has a single exon. The record is from RefSeq and is a predicted model, not a curated record. Bases 1879 to 2637 code for a protein of 252 amino acids. Lineage: Eukaryota; Metazoa; Arthropoda; Insecta; Hemiptera; Aphididae.